This is a messenger RNA of Bacillus rossius redtenbacheri, 1934 nucleotides long. RefSeq names its product calcitonin gene-related peptide type 1 receptor-like. Gene Ontology annotation, cellular component: plasma membrane. Gene Ontology annotation, biological process: cell surface receptor signaling pathway; adenylate cyclase-modulating G protein-coupled receptor signaling pathway. Gene Ontology annotation, molecular function: G protein-coupled peptide receptor activity. Bases 61 to 1551 code for a protein of 496 amino acids. NCBI's taxonomy places the organism in Eukaryota, Metazoa, Arthropoda, Insecta, Phasmatodea, Bacillidae. The record is from RefSeq and is a predicted model, not a curated record. The transcript has 11 exons.
ACCGGCGCUGGGCCGCGGAGUGGACGCCUGCGUCUGCCGUCGUCACUCAGCCACAGCGGGAUGGUGCUGUGCGUGGUGCUGGCUGUGGCUGUUCUGGCUUCUGCCAGCGAGCGCCCCCUGGCCACCAGCUGCCGCGCCAGGAAUGUGAGUCUGCCUGAACUGCAGUUCCGACUGCACACCUGCGCGCUCUGCUACUCCUACAUGCACGCCUACAACUUCCUGCCCGCAGCUAAGUGGAGGGCCGUCACGGUGGAUGGCAGCCUGCAGCUGCGACAGCGCAACCUCACGGUGCAGGCCAACGUCUCUGACGAGGCUACGCCGCUUCUACUCAGCUUCGUCGACUCAGUGGCUGUGUCGAACUGGCGCGCCUGCUGCCACCAGGCGGCCACUUGCUGCACCACCAUGCUGACCACCCAGUCCGUGCCUGAGCCCGAGUGGUGUCCGCGCACGUGGGACGGAUGGCUGUGCUGGCCCGACGCGCCGCCACACACGCUGCUGAAGGAGCCGUGCCCCGCCUUCAUUCACUUCGGCACCACCAGUGUGAACUGCUUAUUGCUGGCCGAGAAGCGCUGCGGGGACGGGCGCUGGGGCACGCACCCCGACGACGCCAGCCUCGAGUGGACCAACUACACGACGUGCAGCGUCGUGAGCAGCCUGGAGCGGCGCCUGCACAUCAGCAUCGCGGCGCUCGGCGCCUCCGUGGCCUUGCUGCUGCCCGCCAUCGUCAUCUUCCACGUCUACAGACAGUUGAACUGUGUGCGACUGUCACUGCACAAGAACCUCUUCACGUCCCUUUUAUUGAACGCCAUUUGUGAGAUAUGGUUCAAGACAUAUCUUAUACACUUCAAGUCACACACCGAGGAAUCUCUCAUCAAGAAGAACAGUAUCGUGUGCAAGUUAGUGGUUCUGCUCACGAAGUAUUUUAGGCUAAGCAACUACCUUUGGAUGUUCUGUGAAGGGCUGUACCUACAUCACAUCAUCACUAUAGCUUUCAAGAAAGUCCAGAAACUUUUGAUAUUCUACAUCGUUGGUUGGGGUUUGCCACUUAUAUUCGUGUCGCUGUACGCACUGUUCCGGGCAGUUUUCUCGGACUCAGACUGCUGGGCGUUCCCCACGCCGCACUCCGAGUGGCUCCUGUAUGUGCCCUGCCUUCUCAGUCUGCUGGUAAACACAGCUUUCUUAGUUCAUAUUAUAAGGAUAUUAAUGAGUAAGCUAAGAGCUUCUUACUCCCAUGAAUCUCUACAGUACAGGAAAGCUGUGCGAGCCACUCUGGUGCUGAUCCCCUUGUUCGGCCUGCACUUCGUGGUGACCAUCUACAGGCCCAGCAGCGGCAUAUGCCACUGGGAGGAGUACUACGUCUACGCCGACACUCUGCUGGACGGCUUGCAGGGAGCCUUCGUGGCGGUCAUCUUUUGCUACUGGAACAGCGAGAUUCGCUCCAAUUUACAACGCUCCUACAAAGUGUGGGUUGAAAGGCACUUCGUGGGACAACCAGCGACGCAGAACACGCAGCAUGCAGCGAGCCCUACCACAUCAAGAAAUGAUUCGUGAAGGCUUUAUGUGUGAGAAAAUGAAGAAAUCUACAUUAUUCUGUGAGUGGACGCUAAAUAUCUUCGAGAGCAACUAAGCUACAAAAAUGUUCCUGUCUAGAUCUGGGAAUCAUGCGUUAUUAGCCUUGAUAUUCGUAUUGUUACAUUAUUCAAAUGCUUUGCAACUUGUUAUAAAAUAUAAGAUCCUAUUUCUUUCGAGAUAUAUAUUACAUAAAGUCAUUUCCUUUUAUUAAUUUUUUUAGAACAAAGAAUAUAAAUAAGGUCCGUAUUAUGCUUUAUCUUUUUAAGUUGGAUCCAUUAAUAAAACAACUGUUAGAUAUUAAUCGAAACAAUACUGAAACAAGUCCCAAAAUCAGUUUGCAAUAAAAAAUUUAAAAAAAAAAA